UGAGAAAAACUAGUAUUCAACAUAGAAAUUUAUUGCAUGAAAGUGAAAAUUUUAGUAAAACCGGACAACUAAACAAUCCAAUGGUGAAGGACAAAGAUGGGAUUCAGCAUGGAAAUCAGUAUAAUGAUUCAAAUUGGUCACUCUCAAUGGAUGAAGAUUACAUAGUAUUUUGCUUCGGAGAAGAUGGAUCAUUUGAUGUUGUUAAAGAAGUCAAAUCCAAUAAUUAUGCCGAUGACGAAGAACUACAAGAAGAAACUGAUAAGCAGAUGCAUGGGAAUAGAUCAAAUGAUGAUGAACAAUAUCAAAAUUGUACAGAAUUUUUUAAAGAGGAAGAGAUAAAAGAGAUGGAAAGAGAGCAAAUCCGAGAAGGAAUUGAUGAGUUUGGAAUAUUGUAUUCUGAAUUAGGUGAUUCUAACCGAUCUGAAGGCAGUAAUGGUUCUUUUGCAUUCCCUGUGUUAAAUUGGGAGUGGAUGGGAAGCCCUGUAAAGAUGCCUAAGUCAGAAGAUAUUUGUCAAAAGAAGCAAAAGAUCCGAUUUAUUCCAUUUCAGUGCUGUCGAUUCUGAUCAUGACUCCACAUUUUCCCAUUUUUUUCACAAAUGAAUGCUUCUGUUUAGUGAAUAAUAAGCUAGAAAUAUAAUUUACCAUUUCUUCA
Molecule: messenger RNA, 652 nt
Organism: Arachis duranensis
Lineage: Eukaryota; Viridiplantae; Streptophyta; Magnoliopsida; Fabales; Fabaceae
Product: protein BREAKING OF ASYMMETRY IN THE STOMATAL LINEAGE
Exons: 3
Coding region: 81-563 (160 amino acids)
Biological process (GO): regulation of asymmetric cell division
Source: RefSeq, a predicted model, not a curated record